This is a messenger RNA of Megalobrama amblycephala (Wuchang bream), 1566 nucleotides long. It is a transcript of the gene rho, whose product is annotated as rhodopsin. Lineage: Eukaryota; Metazoa; Chordata; Actinopteri; Cypriniformes; Xenocyprididae. The record is from RefSeq and is a predicted model, not a curated record. Gene Ontology annotation, molecular function: G protein-coupled receptor activity. The transcript has a single exon. Bases 112 to 1170 code for a protein of 352 amino acids. Gene Ontology annotation, biological process: G protein-coupled receptor signaling pathway; phototransduction; visual perception. Gene Ontology annotation, cellular component: membrane; photoreceptor outer segment.
UAUGAGUGCCCCAUCAAGUCGUAGCACGGUCCUGCCUCGUUUCUCUACAUUCCUGCCAAGCCAUCUAAAGACUACAGCAGAAGGGGCUGACCACAACACCCAGCCGCAGCCAUGAAUGGUACAGAGGGACCGUUCUUCUACGUGCCUAUGUCCAAUGAGACUGGCGUUGUUAGGAGCCCGUACGAUUAUCCCCAGUACUACCUGGCGGAACCAUGGGCGUUUGCCUGCCUGGCUGCUUACAUGUUCUUCCUCAUUAUCACCGGCUUCCCCAUCAAUUUCCUCACUCUGUAUGUCACCCUCGAGCACAAGAAGCUGCGUACACCCCUCAACUACAGUCUGCUGAACCUCGCCGUUGCCGACCUCUUCAUGGUGUUCGGUGGCUUCACCACAACGAUGUACACCUCGUUGCAUGGCUACUUCGUGUUCGGACGCCUCGGCUGCAACCUCGAAGGCUUCUUCGCGACCCUGGGUGGUGAAAUGGCACUCUGGUCCAUUGUCACGCUGGCCAUCGAGAGGUGGCUCGUCGUCUGUAAGCCCAUCAGCAACUUCCGCUUCGGGGAGAACCACGCCAUCAUCGGCGUCGUCUUCACAUGGUGCAUGGCCUGCUCCUGCGCCGUGCCUCCCCUACUCGGCUGGUCCCGUUACAUCCCCGAGGGCAUGCAGUGCUCAUGCGGAAUCGACUAUUACACUCGUGCCGAGGGCUUCAACAACGAGUCCUUCGUCAUCUACAUGUUUCUUGUCCAUGCCCUCAUUCCCUUCGUUGUGAUCUUCUUCUGCUAUGGUCGUCUCGUCUGCGCCGUCAAAGAUGCCGCUGCCCAGCAGCAGGAGUCCGAGACCACGCAGAGGGCUGAGCGCGAGGUCACCCGCAUGGUCAUCCUCAUGGGCUUCGCCUACUUGAUUUGUUGGACCCCCUAUGCCAGUACGGCCUGGUACAUCUUCACCCACAAGGGAAGCAGUUUUGGGCCUAUCUUCAUGACAAUACCAGCUUUCUUUGCCAAGACCUCUGCCGUCUACAACCCGGUCAUCUACAUCUGCAUGAACAAGCAGUUCCGUCACUGCAUGAUCACCACCCUGUGCUGCGGCAAGAACCCCUUCGAGGAGGAAGAGGGCGCCUCCACUACCGCGUCCAAGACCGAGGCUUCGUCCGUGUCUUCCGUGGCCCCGGCGUAAACACGUGCACACGACACACUCUAAGCAGCGACGUGCACUGGGCAUCGACGGCGACCGACACAGAGACCACGAAGUGUUCAGCCCAGGGAAACGAGCGACCGCUACCACUUGCAGAAAAAAAUUGUCUGUCAGUUUUCCUUUUUGUAUUUUUACAAAACCCAAUUGGUUCAACCAAAAGACAGUUUUGAGAGAGGACAGACCAUGUCCCAGUUUCAGUACAUCCAGCGAGUCCAGCGUAAUGGUGCAUAAGAUUCUUUUUGUUUUUCUUCCUAAAAUGCUGCAAAAGGAAAAAUAUCUUAACUCUCUUACUGUUGGACUCCUUAUACUGGCUUUGUUGUGAUUGUAGAGGCAUGUAUUCAAGGCAACGUAACAAUAAAAAGCACUUUGCAAAUGAAA